GAGCUUUUUACUUCUACGCCAACCCUUCCUAUCUCUCUCUCCCCCACAAAGCUUUUAUUAUCGCCAUACGCGUUCUCUCUUCCCCCAAUUCGAAUCCCCCGAUUCAAUCCAUUCCAUUUCAACUUCGCUGUCCGUAAUGUCCGAUUCGAAUAUCAUCGACGCACCGCCGGCGGAGGUGCCGCCGGAGAUCGAAGCUCAAACUCAGGAAAAGCACCAGCAAGAGCCCGACAAGAAGCCGGGCAACAAGAGCAUCACCUUCACCAUCUGGCCCCCGACGCAGCGCACCCGCGAGGCCGUGGUGAACCGCCUCGUUGAGACCCUCUCGACCGUCUCCGUUCUCUCUAAGCGUUAUGGCACCCUGCCACACGACGAGGCCUCCGCGGCCGCCCGCCUAAUUGAGGAAGAGGCGUUCUCCGCCGCAUCCGGCUCCGGCUCCGCAGAAGACGACGGCAUCGAGGUCCUCCAGGUCUACUCCAGGGACAUCAGCCGCCGUAUGCUCGAGACUGUCAAGAACCGUGCCACUACUGGCUCUACGGUCGAUACCACUGCGCGGCAGACUCCAAGUCCGUCCGUGGAGCCCACCACCACUAUUGCCAGUGAGGAGAACUUGUCCGCUGAGACUGAAUCUUGAACUAUCUUUAGAGUUUAGAGCUUAUAUUAUGUAAGGGUUCCUGUUUUUUGGGAUAGUAUGUGCUACAUUCAGACCUACUUGUACUCUUUAUGGAUUUUGAUGCGUAUUUGAUGAUAAUUACCCUCUUUAAUGA
Messenger RNA from Carya illinoinensis, 764 nucleotides. RefSeq names its product MFP1 attachment factor 1-like. The record is from RefSeq and is a predicted model, not a curated record. The coding region runs from base 137 to 631 and encodes 164 amino acids. Gene Ontology annotation, biological process: lateral root development; mitotic cell cycle. The transcript has a single exon. NCBI's taxonomy places the organism in Eukaryota, Viridiplantae, Streptophyta, Magnoliopsida, Fagales, Juglandaceae.